UAUAUAUUAUAGAAGCUAGCACAUAUAUAUACCGAUCAGUGCAAAGCAUUGCAUACAUAAGCUCAUUCUAUCACUCCAAUGGAACUUCCACUCUUUCUUGUUCUCUUCCCAUGUUGAUUUCCUCUUAAAUGGAGGAAGAGAAAAAGUCGAGACAAUUAAAUCCUCCUUCCAUAUUCAAUAUCUCACUUUCCAUGGAAGAAAAUUCAACCAAAAUAAAUGCCAUUCCCACUGAACAACCACUCCACAGCCCUAUGGCAUCCCAUCCUCUAAUGUCCACCGUAGUCACUCUCUACACUCUCAUUCUCCUCUACUUCCCCACCACCAUUGCUUUUUCUCCAGUCCUCAUCUCCACUUCACUUUUAUUACUUUCCCUUCUCAAACUCGGUGCAGCUCAAAGAGCUAAAAAACCCGAAUCCAAGGACCCAUCUUUACAAGUUUCGCGUGAUUUUGCUUACCAUGAUGAUUGCACCAGCUGUGAAAAGGAUUGGGUGUUUGACCCGGAACCUAAACCCGACCUGGAUCCGGACCCAAUACGGUUUCAUGACAACUGCUUCGUCGAAUCAAAUGUAGGCUCCAACUGUGAAAAGGAUUCGGUGUUUGACCCGGAACCUAAACCCGACCGGGAUUCCGACUGCUUUGUCGAGUGCACUACGGAUGCCGUUUGUGGAAAGGAUUCGGUGUAUGACCCGGAACCGAGACCGUUUUGCGGCGACAGCUUUGUGGAGUGGAAUGUGAGGGCGCCGUUGGAGGUGAUAUACGAAGCGUACGAAGGAGAAGAAGAGGAAUGUACAGAGGAGAAGAGAGAGGAAGAGUUAAGGAUUAUUCAGAGGUACGCGUCGUUAUCAAUGUAUUACCCGGAAACGGAUACGGAUAGUUCGUCGGACGGGGAUUCGCCGGUCAUCGGAAACUGGGACUCGCCGGAGAAAUCGUGUUUCCGGUGGGACGAGGAGGAAGAUAGAGAAGAGUUGAUAGAGAUUGAAUUAGACUUUUGCAAGAGAAAUAGCGAAGUUGAGGAAGAGAAUUUGAUUGAGAUUGAUCUUACUCCGGCGAAUUUGCCGUUGGGGUUAUUUUGUAAUUAACUAAUUUAACGAUACUAAAGAGGCUUUUUUGGGGUUUCCUAUUUUGGGAAAAAGACUAAAAAGAGUUUAGUGUGGUUUUACGUCGUUAAGAGUGUAUUAAGCCCUUAAUCCAAUGAUUUGUUGAUGUGUUAAAUGACCAAAGCCCUUAAUAUUUUAUUUUAUUUUGAAAUGUGUGAGCUGAAAUUUCAAUCUUUUCUUGUUCAAUUGAUCAACAUAUGCAAUCCAAUCUCCAAUUAAAACCA
Nicotiana attenuata is the source of this 1321-nucleotide messenger RNA. RefSeq lists its product as uncharacterized. Lineage: Eukaryota; Viridiplantae; Streptophyta; Magnoliopsida; Solanales; Solanaceae. The record is from RefSeq and is a predicted model, not a curated record. Bases 129 to 1079 code for a protein of 316 amino acids. The transcript has a single exon.